This is a messenger RNA of Rhodofomes roseus, 899 nucleotides long. RefSeq lists its product as uncharacterized. Lineage: Eukaryota; Fungi; Basidiomycota; Agaricomycetes; Polyporales; Fomitopsidaceae. The record is from RefSeq and is a predicted model, not a curated record. The transcript is spliced from 7 exons. Bases 217 to 669 code for a protein of 150 amino acids.
CUUUAUUCGUUCUUGUUCUCCUGUCCGGUUUGCUCAACCCCGCUAUUACAAUUAUAAGUACAUUAUUGACUGCUGUUUACACGCCGUGUCACGAUAUGUGUUUGUUGCAGCACAUAUUCGCGAGAUCAAAACCAGCCGCCGAGUACAUUGCCAGCGGCCAUCGAAGGGUGCACAUUGACCGGCGUAGGCAGUGCCUAUACAUACGAGAAGUGGGUUAUGGCCGCAAGAGCGGCUUCGAUCCUUUCAGAUGCAAUAGUGUUAUUCCUAACAUCGUUGAAAACCUUCCUCAAGUCUCGAAGUGCAGCGGAACUAACAAGCUCAAUCACUACUGUACGAGGAGCUCUUCUCAGAGGCACCUCGGUCUGCUUUGUGUUCCUCUCUGUGAUCAACGUUAUUGCAAUUGUGGCAACACGAGCGACAAUGUCUAUUUCGAUUGCCCAGGAAUGGAUCAACAUCUUGACUUCGAUUUUUCUGUCAAGACUUGCAAUGGAUCUACGCGAAACGGCGCUUUUGGGCCUUAGCAGUACUACGGGGCUUGACGCUUCAACCCUUGACUUCGCUGGCGUUGACAGUUCUGAAGGCAGCUGGUCAGAUGUGUCGUUGGAGGAUGUCGACGUAGAUCGGUCAUCCGUAUCCAACGAAGGUCAUGCCGCUGAGUUGGAAUGUUGACUGAGUAAUCGAUAUAAAAUCUGACGAGGAUGUGACAAGGUGUUGCCCUCAAAUCUGCCUCUACAGUAUACUCCUCGUGUAUCCUUGGCAUUCGAUCUGCACUGGCAGCUGCUGUGCUGUCCACUGUGGAGACCCAACCUUCGAGGAUCGGCUGCCUAGUCGAAGAAGUGUCCGCAACGCGCUGACGACAUACUGCGCGUGUGUAUGCGUUCAACAGUGCUGUGCUCAUG